CUGAACGGCUGCUUUACUUUAUUUUUCUAGUACAGUUUUUGCCAGUUUCACGUCUUACUUGGAGGACGGGAGUUGAGCAGGUUGUUUCUAAGUUGUUUGGGCCAGAAGUUGACAACGACAAGAUGGUCAAGGCUGAAAUUUCGCUAUUUCUACUAUGUGCUCUGUCACAAGCCACCGGCUGUUUCCAGCUCAUCACCCCAUCUAAGUGGGGUGCCAGGCCUGCCAACUGUUCAGCCCCAUUGAAGGACAUCCUACCUGAAAAUGUCGUCAUCAUCCACACGGCUGGCACUCCUUGUCAAACAAAAGAAGAAUGCAGCAGGGAAACCAAAAACGUGCAAGACUACCACCUGGGGAUCAAACGCUGGUGUGACAUCGCCUACAAUUUCCUGAUUGGCGAGGAUGGGAAUGUGUAUGAAGGGCGGGGCUGGCGUGCCGAAGGAGCACACACCCUUGGCUACAAUGACUUGUCGCUGGGAAUCGCUUUCAUUGGCCUCUUCACAGACAGGUCUCCCAAUGAAGCAGCAUGGAAAGCCCUGAAGUGCUUGCUUGACUUCUCUGUGAAGAUAGGCUACCUGCACCCUGACUACCUCUUAAUGGCUCACAGCGAUGUCAGUAAUAUCAUAUCUCCCGGAGACCCCGUCCGUCAAGUGAUUUCGAAGUGGCCGCAUUAUAAGCACCAGUGAGAGCUGUUCCCGGAUUCCCCUACCAUUCUUCUUCAACUGUGGCUUCUGUAGUUCUGAGAAGGGCUUUUAAAGAAAUGAAGUAUCAGCUAUGGAUUGGGAAAAGAAAGAAUUUAUGUGGGUACAUUAUACAGGGAAAACACUCUGUUGAUGCUGGCCCCAAAGCAAGGACUAAAGACUCCAGACUGUGUACAUUUGCUUUCAAUGGGGGAUCCUUUUUCUCUACUGGGACAGGGAAGUGCUUUGGAUUGAGAAAAGAAAUAAAAAUGUGGCAGCAGUAUGAUUUUUUUCUUCCUCCAAAUAGUUCAGAAGCAGCAUAGAAGGUCCUCCUAUUGCAUCCUAGAUCAGGUUGAAUGAUAACUUGUCUAACUAACAAUGCAAUCUUAAGAAAAGUUAUGCUCUUUUGAGGAAACUGAAAUCACUGGGUUUAGAAUGGUGUGCCUCUAUUAAAGAUUGCAGGGCCACUGAACAUCAUCAUCAUCAUCAUCAUCAUCAUCAUCAUCAUCAUCAACAACAACAACAACAACAACAACAACAACAACAACCAAUCUAUACACCGCCCUUCAGAACAAUUCAGAACACCCCACCUUUGGGGUGGGGAAGGUUCUCCCCACCACUGCACCUUGUUAAUUUGUUUUAUUUGUAUAUUGAUUUUAGUUUUUGUUUUUAUCGAUUUUAACUGUUCACCGCCCAGAGCCCCUGGGGAUGGGCGGUAUAUAAAUUGAAAAA
This is a messenger RNA of Eublepharis macularius, 1409 nucleotides long. Its product is annotated as peptidoglycan recognition protein 3-like. Gene Ontology annotation, molecular function: zinc ion binding; N-acetylmuramoyl-L-alanine amidase activity. NCBI's taxonomy places the organism in Eukaryota, Metazoa, Chordata, Lepidosauria, Squamata, Eublepharidae. Gene Ontology annotation, biological process: peptidoglycan catabolic process. The coding region runs from base 123 to 683 and encodes 186 amino acids. The record is from RefSeq and is a predicted model, not a curated record. The transcript has 5 exons.